This is a messenger RNA of Trichomycterus rosablanca, 2517 nucleotides long. RefSeq names its product ankyrin repeat and EF-hand domain containing 1a (gene ankef1a). Gene Ontology annotation, molecular function: protein binding; calcium ion binding. The transcript is spliced from 10 exons. The record is from RefSeq and is a predicted model, not a curated record. Lineage: Eukaryota; Metazoa; Chordata; Actinopteri; Siluriformes; Trichomycteridae. The coding region runs from base 52 to 2478 and encodes 808 amino acids.
GAGAAGGUAAACUGCUCUUCACUGGUCUUGUCUAGUUCCAGGAAAGAUUGAAUGGCAGGCUCAGUAGCAGAGGGACGCCUGCAGGUUCUACAGAUUUACCGGCUGCUGCAGUGGGUGCGCACCCGCAAUACUGCGCAGAUUAAGAAGCUGGUGCAUGGUGGCGUACAUAACCUCAUCAACAUCACGGAGCCAGAGGAGGGCAAAGGUGUCCUUCAUGUGGCUGCAGUAGCCAAUGACAAAGACAUGGUGGAAUGUCUGAUUAGUCUUGGGGCCCAUCCUGAUGUCCAGGACAAGCAAGGACGAACAUCAGUGAUGCUGGCUGCUGAACUCGGACAUGAUGGCGUAGUCACUCUGCUAGCUGAGAAGAAAGCAGAUAUGAAUCUGACAGAUAUUGAGGGAAAAGGUGUGCUCUUCUACUGCCUCUGCCCCACCAACAGACAUAAACGCUGCCUGCAGGUGGCACUGAACAACAAGGCUGAUGUAAACAAUGUGUCGCAUGCGGGUUUGCCUGUUUUUCUUCAGGCCUGUGAGAACGCUCGGGAGUGUGAGGACAUGUGCCUCAGUUUGCUGGAGAGAGGGGCCAACCCCAAUGCCACCAAUCAGGUGACAGGUCGCACUGCUCUAAUGGAGGCAGUGAGAACAGGAGCAGUGGGGCUGGUAAGGGCUCUGCUUAAAAGAGGGGCUAGUGUCAAUGCUGCAGACGGCAAGAUGUUCUACCCAAUUCACUUUGCUGCUGAAGGAGGCUACCUUGAGAUCAUUCAGGUGUUAUCUGCAUAUGCGGCAGAUAUGGGAGUAAUGACAGAAGAAGGAAACACGGCACUGCACCUCUCUGCCCAUGGAGGCUUUGCUGACUGCUGCAGAUUUUUGUCUCUGCGAGGAUGCAACCCUAAACAAAAAAACCGAGAGGGCAUCUUACCCCAUCAAACUGCCAAGGACUCUGGUCACAAAGCCGUGGUAAAAGAGCUUAAGAGGGCUGAGCGAUUGCAUGGAAAACUAUUUAAGAACCCAGGCAGAACCACUGAACCAUGGACACUGACUCUGCACGACUGGUCUAAAGAAAAUGAAGACAAACUAUGCAAGGCAUUUGAAUUAGCUUCAGAUGGAAUCAACCACAUUGAGGUGGUCCCAUGGAAGACAUUCGUCUCUGUCCUUCAAGACUUUCAAGCACCGGUGAACAAUGAACAAGUACAGAGAAUCCUGCUCGCUCAUGACAAACGAAGGGAGGGUCUAAUUAACAUCAAUGAAUUUUUGAAAGGUCUCAAAUACCUGCCCAGGACUUUAGUCAUGGACUGUUCUGAACCGAAAAAAAAGAAACGAGCAAUAAAGACAGGGAAGGUGAAGAAAAAAAGCAAAUUAAAUUUUCCCCUGCCAAUUUGCAUCAUCCCACCAGAACUUGUCUACCGUCGUGAUGACGGAGGGCCACCGCAUUUUAUGAUCGAGACCCACCAGCUUGCUACGGAUCCAACACGCUUCGAUCGGGACCAUCCACCUGUGCAUCCGAUAGAAGAUGAUUCAGCCUGGUACAUUGAUGAGCCAGAGAAGAUAUACAUCAACAUCAACUACUGUGUAAAGACUGGAGACACUGAGUCUCUAAAGUCGGCCUUUAGUCACAAGGUUCCAGUCGAUGUGAAGGACCGAUUUUUUAAAACACCCCUCAUUACUGCUUGUGCAAGUGGAAAUUAUGAAAUGGCCAAGUUUCUACUUGAUCUCGGGGCUGAUGUGAAUGCAAGUGAUCAGUUUCGCUGGACUCCACUACACCAUGCCUGCCAUGCUGGACAGCUCGACAUCAUAAAGCUACUGGUGGAUGCAGGUGCUUCAGUAAACUCGAUUACACUCGGUGGAGCCACACCUCUAAUGAGAGCCAUAGAAAGCUCCAGACCCUGCUGUGUAGACUACCUUCUAAAGGCUGGGGCAGACAUCACAGCAAAGAACAAGACAGAGCAAAGCUGCUUGGACAUUGCCCAUGCUUACGCAGAUUUUAGGAUUGUGGAGUUGAUCCAGGCCAAGACUGAUAGCCUUUCUAAGCUAAAGGACAGAAGGAUGAGGCAGCCAAACAACCAGAUGGAUAACACAGCCAGAUCUCAGACCAAAUCCAGAACCACCUCAAACACGCUCUCUAAGGAAAAGCAGGAGGCUGAUACCACACUGCAGGCAUCAGAGUAUUCUGCAACCUCAGCAGGACAAACUGAAGCAGAGACGAACAGUGUGAUCCUUCACAAUGCUCAGAUCACUGGUGGAGCUCUUAACAAAAUAGACAUUAGCUUUGUGCCAAAAACGGUGUGGGGCAAGCAACUCACUACCAGUCAGCUAAUGGAAAUGAAGGAGAAACGGCGACAUCGUUUCACCUAUGAAGUGGAUUUUGAAAAUUUCAAGAUGCCUUUUAACAAGAACAUUCAGAGAAAGAUCACUGAUCUUACAGAAGAAUUAAGAAUAAAGGAUAAAUCAUCUGAAACUCAAAAUGUCUUCCAUAUAGCAUAAUGACAAGAGUCUACCUUUCAGUAUGGAAAAUGCAACAAG